This is a messenger RNA of Choloepus didactylus (southern two-toed sloth), 993 nucleotides long. RefSeq names its product synaptonemal complex central element protein 1 like (gene SYCE1L). Gene Ontology annotation, cellular component: synaptonemal complex. The record is from RefSeq and is a predicted model, not a curated record. The transcript has 10 exons. The coding region runs from base 1 to 927 and encodes 308 amino acids. Gene Ontology annotation, biological process: synaptonemal complex assembly. NCBI's taxonomy places the organism in Eukaryota, Metazoa, Chordata, Mammalia, Pilosa, Megalonychidae.
AUGCGUCCUGCGGAGCAUUUCUGCCCUCACGUGAGCGUGGACCAAUCAUUGGUCAAGGCUCAGGCGCGAGCCCAGCGUUGGAAAAUGGCGGGGAGGUUGGAGGCUUUGAAAGUAGAUCCGCUGGGAGCCGGGGACGAGGCGGAGGAGGCUGAAGGGUCCCUGCUCUGCUGGAGAUCUGCCCAUCCUUGGCUCAAGCCCAGGAGUGUUUGUGAAACCCACUGGGAUUUCCUUCCCUCCCUUUCCUUUCCUCAUUCCCCUCUCACUCUCACUGGAUCUGGUAAUUCUGGUUUCCUCUCUACAGGGCAGGCCAAGUCUUUGGAGAAGACUGAAGACUUGCUGACAAUGGUGGAAAAGCUGCAGAAAGAGGGAAGCCUGGAGCCACAGAUAGAGGACCUGAUUCACCGGAUUAGUGAGCUUCAGCAAGCAAAAAAGAAAGCCAGCGAGGAACUGGGAGAGGCUCAAGCUCUCUAUGAGUCCCUGCAUAGGGAAUUAGACUCAUUGAAUGGAGAGAAAGUGCACCUAGAAGAGGUCCUGAGCAAAAAGCAAGAGACACUGAAGAUCCUCCAGCUGCAUUGCCAAGAGAAGGAAAGUGAGGCUCAGAGGUUGGAUUUUGAAGAACAGCUGGAGAAGCUGAUGGGCCAGCACAAAGACCUCUGGAAAUUCCAAAUGCUGGAGCAGCGACUGGCUCGGGAGAUCCGUACCCUGGAGAUCAGCAAGGGGCAGCUGCUUGUAGAGGAGAGACUGGCGCGCACCAAGCUGGAGGAGGUGGAGAGGCGGCUGCGGUCUCCGCUCGGCUUCGAGGGUCCCCAAGUAGUGAGCGACGGGCUCGACCUGCGCUGCCCGGAGGCCGCGGCCGCUGGGCCAGCCCAGUGCUCCCCUCGCGCUAGCAAGGAGAAGGACCUGGAGCCGCCGGUAGAGCUUGCCUGACACCACCGCUAGGCUAGUGGGACCCGCCCGUCCCGACUUUCUUUCAAGGCUUGUCAAGAAAUAAAG